Echinops telfairi (small Madagascar hedgehog) is the source of this 1418-nucleotide messenger RNA. Its product is annotated as serine/threonine-protein kinase 40-like. Gene Ontology annotation, biological process: protein phosphorylation. NCBI's taxonomy places the organism in Eukaryota, Metazoa, Chordata, Mammalia, Afrosoricida, Tenrecidae. Gene Ontology annotation, molecular function: ATP binding; protein kinase activity. The record is from RefSeq and is a predicted model, not a curated record.
GCCGAGCAGCCCCGGCUCCGGGCUGAGGACUAUGGGCGAGCGGCGCUGAGCACCGGGGGAAGAGCUGAGAAUGAAGCGGAGAGCGUCGGACAGAGGAGCUGGGGAGACAUCAGCCAAAGCGAAGGCCCUGGGAAGUGGCACCUCCGGAAAUCAUGCGAAGCGAGCCGGGCCCCUCAUCCUCGGUCUCCGCCUGGGCAACUCACCGGUGCCCAGCAUCGUGCAGUGUUUGGCGAGGAAGGAUAGCACAGAUGACUUCUACCAACUGAAGAUUCUCACCCUGGAGGAACGAGGGGACCAAGGACUAGAGAGCCAAGAGGAGAGGCAAGGCAAGAUGCUGCUCCACACCGAGCACUCUCUGCUCUCCCUCCUCCACACGCAGGACGGCGUGGUCCACCACCACGGCCUCUUCCAGGACCGUACCUGCGAAGUUGUGGAGGACACAGAGUCCAGCCGGAUGGUGAGGAAGAUGAAGAAGCGCAUCUGCCUGGUCCUCGACUGCCUCUGUGCACACGACUUCAGCGACAAGACCGCCGACCUGAUCAACCUGCAGCACUACGUCAUCAAGGAGAAGCGGCUCAGCGAGCGAGAGACCGUGGUCAUCUUCUACGAUGUGGUACCCGCGGUGGAGGCCCUGCACCAGAAAAACAUUGUGCACCGAGACCUGAAGCUCGGGAACAUGGUGCUCAAUAAGAGGACUCAUUGGAUAACCGUCACCAACUUCUGCCUCGAGCAUCUCGUGAGCGAGGGGGAUCUCCUGAAGGACCAGAGGGGCAGCCCCGCGUACAUCAGCCCCGACGUGCUCAAUGGCCGGCCGUACCGGGGCAAGCCGAGCGAUGUGUGGGCCCUGGGCGUGGUACUCUUCACCAUGCUGUAUGGCCAGUUCCCCUUCUACGACAGCAUCCCGCAGGAGCUCUUCCGCAAGAUCAAGGCCGCCGAGUACACCAUCCCCGAGGACGGGCGAGUUUCCGAGAACACCUUGUGUCUUAUCUGGAAGCUGCUGGUGCUUGACCCCCAGCAGCGCCUGGCCGCCUCUGACGUCCUGGAGGCCCUCAGCGCCAUCAUCGCGUCCUGGCAGUCCCUGUCGUCUCUGAGUGGGCCUUUGCAAGUGGUUCCGGACAUCGAUGACCAGAUGAGCAGUACUGACAACCCCCAGGAGGCGAAGGUGACGGAGGAGUGCUCGCAGUACGAGUUCGAGAACUACAUGCGGCAGCAGCUGCUGCUGGCCGAGGAGAAGAGCUCGGGCCACGAGGUGCGCAGCUGGCUGCCCAAGCGGCAGUUCGGCAGCGUGCCCCCCGUGCGGCGGCUGGGCCACGACGCGCAGCCCAUAAACCCUUUGGACGCAGCCAUCCUGGCACAGCGCCACCUGCGGAAAUAGUGGCCACCAGCCGCCUCUGCCCUGCCCCUGGCCGUUGGGCCCG